ACAUUUCUUGUUCUCGUCGUCCUCGCUAACGUGCGAAAAGUGAAUCGGUAAAAAGGAUUUGAAGAAUACAAAAACCUGAAACUUAUAAUCAAAAUUGUAAACUAAAAACCGUUAACCAUAAAUACAGCAUUUUACUCGUUGAAAAAAUUGAAAAAUAUGAAAGUUGCGAUAGCAGGUUGUAUUCACGGUGAAGUAGAGAGAAUGUAUAAAGUUCUUGAAUCAAUCGAAACUGAAAAAGACUGCAGGGUUGACUUACUGCUUUGUUGUGGUGAUUUUCAAGCAGUACGAGAUGAAAUGGAUCUCGAAUCGAUGACACGUACCAAAGACUAUCACGACCUGGGAACGUUUCAUAAAUAUUACAAUGGCGAAAGCACGGCACCGGUGCUGACAAUUUUCAUUGGAGGAAAUCAUGAGGCGUCGAAUUACUUACAAGAGUUACCGUUUGGAGGAUGGGUUGCGCCGAAUAUUUAUUAUUUGGGCUACGCUGGUUGUGUGAACAUUAAUGGUCUGCGUGUCGGCGGAAUAUCGGGAAUUUAUAAAAAGUACAACUACCGUCGAUAUCAUCACGAAUUCCCACCGUACACUGAGGAUUCGAAACGUAGCGUUUACCACGUCCGUGAAUUGGAAGUUUUCCGAUUGAAGCAAUUAUCCAGUAAAAUUGACAUUUUCAUGUCGCAUGACUGGCCGAGAAACAUUGACAAAUUCGGCGAUGAAAUGACUCCAACAGACCUGAUAUCAAUGAACCCAAAUUUCGAAUCGGACAUCAAAAAUGAUUGCCUUGGAAGCCCGGCCAAUAAAGAAAUUCUAGAUCAUUUACAGCCAUCGUAUUGGGUCGCAGCUCAUUUGCACUGUCGGUUUUCUGCUGAGAUACAACACGGUAGCUCAACGAAGACGAAAUUUUUAGCUCUGGAUAAAGCUGUACACGAUGCAAUCGAACGAAAAUUUAUCGAAAUUCUUGACAUUGAUGUCGAGCCGGAAGAAAGUCCAUUGUCAUACGAUUUGGAAUGGUUGACCGUUCUACACAAUACUCAGCAUUUGGUCACUGGUAAAACGAAAUUCAGUUCAAUGCCGAAGGAAAAUGGGCCAGUCCGAUGGAAUUUCACACCGACAUCUGAGGAAAAGGAGUUGAUCUUAUCGAAAUUCGAUGAUGAUCUAAUUGUACCGAUCAAUUUCUGUCGUAUGGGAAAAUCUGUGUUGAAAGGGAAACCACAGUCGAAUCCACAAACAUCAAAGUUUUGUAGUACAUUGAAUGUUGAUGAUCCGUUAUGCAUAGCAAUGGCGGGAAUCAAUUAGUCGUUUGAGUAAGUUAAUUUCUUGUGAUAAAUAAAUGAACGUUCAUACAAGUGAGUCGCUUUCUUUUACAAUAAAAACCACCAACACA
This is a messenger RNA of Bradysia coprophila, 1381 nucleotides long. Its product is annotated as lariat debranching enzyme-like. NCBI's taxonomy places the organism in Eukaryota, Metazoa, Arthropoda, Insecta, Diptera, Sciaridae. Gene Ontology annotation, molecular function: RNA lariat debranching enzyme activity. Gene Ontology annotation, cellular component: nucleus. The record is from RefSeq and is a predicted model, not a curated record. Gene Ontology annotation, biological process: mRNA splicing, via spliceosome.